AUGAUUAAAAUUGUUUUAAUAGUAUUAGGGGUGUCUUCUGUUUUAAGCUGGGCGCUACCAACAAACCUUGGUGAAUUGAAUUUACCUAAAUAUCAAUUAGGUGCCGAUAAUAUCCAAAUAGUUAGUUAUGAUGCAGAAAAUUUUAAUCCCGAUGUUACAAAUCAGUACCAUCUAUUUACAAGGUCAAACCCUUCGAGAAGUCAGCCUUUGGUUAUCGGACAUAAUAAUAUCCUAUCACAAUCCAACUUUAAUAAUAACAAGAGGACUGUGUUUCUUAUUCACGGAUGGUUCAACUCUGCUACCUCAGAUUUCAAUAGAGAACUUGUCCCAGUGUUACUGUCUGCCGAUGACCUAAACGUUAUUGUGGUGGACUGGUCUACUGGAGCAAAUUCACUAAACUAUAGGGUCGUAAAUGCAAACGCUGUGAAAUCAGGUGAAGCUGUUGCAAGAUUCAUUGCCUGGUUAAGCCAACAAAGUGGGAUAAGUUUGGAACAAAUUCAUCUCAUUGGUCAUGGACUUGGAGGUCACCAAGCUGGCGCUGCAGGGAGAGCUUCUAAUGGAAAAAUCGGUUAUAUUACAGGUUUAAAUCCCUCUUUAAUUGGCUGGGUUACCAACAUUGAUCGACUUUCUCCCAAUGACGCAUUAUACACAGAAGUGCUUCAUACAAACUAUGUACAGGGUUAUAUAGGCGACUUAGGACACGUUGAUUUCUAUUUUAAUGGAGGAAUAUCAAUGCCCGGGUGUGACUCAAACGAAUGUGAUCACGACAGAAGCUUCUUAUACUUUGCUGAGUCGAUAGUGUCAGGAGGUUUUACAGGAAGGGAAUGUUUGAACUAUUACGCCGCUGUUUUAGGGAUGUGCGAUUUCCACCCCGGACGUCUUCAAAUGGGCGGCUUAUAUCCCAAAAAUGGAAAAACUGGUGUCUACUACGUGGAAACGAACCCUUCCUCACCAUACUCACAGGGAUAA
This is a messenger RNA of Pieris macdunnoughi, 969 nucleotides long. The record is from the annotation of a GenBank genome assembly. Lineage: Eukaryota; Metazoa; Arthropoda; Insecta; Lepidoptera; Pieridae.